AUGGCGCAGGCCGUAUCGCUGGAGGCCAAGGAGUUGUCCAGUAUCAGCUUCCUCAAACAGCGUCCUAGGAACGUGCGGCUGGACCUCUGGCCCUUUGUUUGUGCCUACGUCGCGUGGAGUGGAUAUGUGCUCUGGCGCCUGGUCACCAUCGGGACCGAAGGGUUUUACCUCAUUCAGCUUGCUACAUAUGCCCUCCUGGCCAUACACGCCGUGACCUUCCUGUCCGGGGUCUGGAGCGUCGGCAGCCAGGCUCGCCUGCGCUUCCGGCCGGCGGGGUCCAUCUCGCAGGCCACGCAUGUGCUGGUCGUGCCGCAUGCGUUUGUGGGGACACGGGACAUUGUCCCCCUGGAGCAAAAGGCCGAUGCGGCCGGCGUGCCGCGCUACGCUUUCUCCUUCCGCAAGCUGCGCUUCGUGCACAGCGCAGACACCGGCGCCUUCACCAAGCUCAAGUACCCCUCUCAUGACACGGUGGGCGCCUACCUCGCCGCCACGGGCCUGGGCAGCGAGGCCGCCACGGCCGCCGCGCUGGAGCGGUGGGGCGACAACCGCUUCGAGGUGCCCGUGCCCAGCUUCGCGGCGCUGCUGGCCGACCAGCUCAUGGCCCCCUUCUUCUGCUUCCAAGUCUUCUGUGUGGGCCUCUGGGCCCUGGACGAGUACUGGUCUGUGCGGGGCGGGGGUCGGUACUACUCCCUGUUCACCCUCUUCAUGCUGGUGACCUUUGAGUGCACCGUGGUCGUGCAGCGGCUGAAGAACCUGAAUGACGUCCGAGCCCUGCAGACACCCAAGGAGGCGCUCAGCGUGUACCGAGGGGGCAAGUGGGCCAAGAUCCCGGGGGACAGCCUGCUCCCCGGCGACGUGGUUUCCAUGCUGCGGGACGACAGCGGGAACGACCUGGUGGUGCAGGCCGACAUGCUGCUGCUGGCCGGAAGCUGCAUCGUGGACGAGGCGGUUCUCACCGGGGAGAGCACGCCGCAGUGGAAGAGCGCCAUCGACGAGAACGACGAGGGAGGCGCCGAGGCUCGGCUGUCCAUCAAGCGGGACAAGGCGCACGUGUUGUUCGGCGGGACCAAGAUCCUGCAGACCACGGGCGAGCGGGCCGCCAGGCUGAAGACGCCCGACAACGGCUGCCUGGCCGUCGUGCUCCGAACCGGCUUUGGCACCGCCCAGGGCCGGCUGAUGCGCACGAUCCUGUACUCCACCGAGAAGGUGUCGGCCAACAAUGUGGAGACCUUCCUCUUCAUCGCCUUCCUCCUCGUCUGGGCCAUCGCCGCCUCCGGCUACGUCCUGUACUACGGCCUGGCGGACCCCAACCGGGAUCGGUUCAAGCUGGUCCUGAACUGCAUCAUGAUCCUGACCUCGGUGGUGCCCCCCGAGUUGCCCAUGGAGCUUACCAUCGCCGUGAACGCCUCGUUGCUGGCGCUGUCACGGCUGCGCAUCUUCUGCACCGAGCCCUUCCGCAUCCCGUUGGCGGGCAAGGUCACCACCUGCUGCUUCGACAAGACGGGGACCCUGACCAGCGACCACUUUGUGCUGGAGGGAGUCGUCGGCUGCGGCGCGCCCGAGGGGGGCCCCGAGCCGGAGGCAGGCGCGCUCCAAGAUGCCAAGUCCCUGCCCAGGGCCACCGCCCGCGUACUGGCAGCCUGCCAGUCCCUGGUGCAGGUGGACAAGGAGACCAUCGGCGACCCGCUGGAGAAGGUCGCCCUGGAGGCAGUUGGCUGGACCACGCUGGGCCAGCAGGGCGUGCGGUCCAAGGACGGGGGACCCAGGGAGACGGUCGAGAUCGUGCAUCGGUACGCUUUCUCCAGCACCCUCAAGCGCAUGAGCACCCUUGUGGCCGUCGAGCCCGAGGGCGCCACCGCGACCAAGAGCCACUGGGUGCUGACCAAGGGCGCGCCCGAGGUCAUCCGCGGCGACCUGGCUGCAGUGCCACCGCAGUACGACGCGACGCACCGCCGCUUCGCGGCGCAGGGCGCGCGCGUGCUGGCGCUGGCCUGCCGCCGCCUGCCCGCCGGCCUGGCGGCGGCCGACCUGCGUGCGCUGCCGCGGGAGCGCGCCGAGGCCGGGCUGGACUUUGCCGGCUUCGCAGUGUUCCGCAGCCCACUGAAGCCGGAGAGCGAGCCGACGCUGGGCGCGCUGCGCGCCUCGGGCCACCAGCUGGUCAUGAUCACGGGGGACGCGCCACUGACGGCCUGCCACGUGGCGGCGGCCGUACACAUCGUGGUGCGCCCUGCCCUGGUGCUCCAGGCGCCGGCGCCGGGCACGGGACGGGGGCGCAAGGGUGGCGAGGGGGGUGCCGCGGCCGGCGGCGACGCCGCCGACUCCGCCCUGCUCGCCACGCCGCCCCUGGAGUGGGUCAGCCCCGACGAGUCUCUGCGCCUGCCGUUUGACCCCGCUCUGGAGGCCGCCGCGGCGCUGGCGGCCGACCACGAUCUGUGUCUGACCGGCGACGCGCUGGCGGCACUGGCGGCCACGGGCGCCGCCCCCGCCUACGUCCCCUUGACCUCCGUCUUCGCACGCGUGACGCCCGACCAGAAGGAGCUGGUUGUCAAGAUCCUGCGUGGCGCUGGCCUGGGCGUGCUCAUGUGCGGCGAUGGGACCAACGACGUAGGGGCGCUUCGCGGUGCGCACGUGGGCGUGGCCUUGCUGGCGCCGCCGGAAAAGAAGAAGAAGCGGGGCGAUGAGAAGAAGCGGGGCGACGACAAGAAGCGGGGCGAGGACAAGAAGGGGAGCAGGGCCUUGGCAGCAACGGCGGGGGCUCCAUCGUCGGGUCCGGUCGCCGCACCAGCCGCGCCGGGUGCACCAUCUCCACCCACCGCCCCCGCGCCGCCGCCCGGCCCGGGGGCCAAGAUGCUGGAGGACAUGGCGAAGAAGGGGCGGCCCAUCACGCCCUUCAUGCGCCGCAUGGCAAAAGCCAUGGACGAUAUGGCGGCUGCGCAGGCCGGGGCGGGGGACGAGGUGGCCAUGGUCAAGCCGGGGGACGCGAGCAUGGCCUCGCCCUUCACCGCCAAGCAGGGCAGCGUGGCGCCCUGCCUGGACAUCCUGCGCCAGGGGCGGUGCACCCUGGUGACCACCAUGCAGAUGUUCAAGAUCCUGGGCCUGCUCUGCCUCUCCUCUGCCUACUCCCUCUCCGUCAUGUACAUGGACGGCAUCAAGCUGGGCGACAUGCAGGCCACGCUGGCAGGCGUGCUGACGGCGGGCAUGUUCUUCUUCAUUUCCCACGCCAAGCCUCUGGCGACGCUGUCGCGCCAGCGCCCGCACGCGCGCGUCUUCAGCGCCUACACCCUGGUGAGCCUGCUGGGCCAGUUCGCGGUGCACAUCUCCUUCCUCAUGUUCAUGCAGAGGACGGCGCACGCCAUGAUGCCGCGGGAGGAGAGGCAGGAGCCAGACUCGGAGUUCAAGCCCAACCUGAUCAACACCAUCUGCUUCCUGACGAUGACCUUUGCAGUCAACUACGUGGGCGCGCCCUUCAACACGCCACUCCAGGAGAAUCGCUUCUUCGCCCUGUCGGUCAACUGGAGCACGCUGGCCUAUGUCCUGCUGGUGCUGGACCUGCCGAGGGGGCUGAGGACCUGGUUCUCCCUGGUGGCCAUCCCCGCAGAGAUGCAGGGCCAGCUGCUGGUGCUGGGCGGCUUGGCCUACCUGGCGGCGGGGACGAUAGAAAGGAUGGCGCGGGCGAUGUUCCCUGCCCCCCUGGUGCCGGAGAAGGGGGGCCUGCACCGGUCCAGGACCCCCAUGGGUCCCAGGAAGAAGCAGCAGUGA
Messenger RNA from Auxenochlorella protothecoides, 3759 nucleotides. RefSeq names its product putative cation-transporting ATPase. The coding region runs from base 1 to 3759 and encodes 1252 amino acids. Gene Ontology annotation, molecular function: ATP hydrolysis activity; ATP binding; P-type ion transporter activity. Gene Ontology annotation, biological process: intracellular calcium ion homeostasis. Lineage: Eukaryota; Viridiplantae; Chlorophyta; Trebouxiophyceae; Chlorellales; Chlorellaceae. The transcript has 18 exons. The record is from RefSeq and is a predicted model, not a curated record. Gene Ontology annotation, cellular component: endoplasmic reticulum membrane.